This is a messenger RNA of Chondrus crispus (carragheen), 810 nucleotides long. Its product is annotated as 5'-3' exoribonuclease. The transcript has 4 exons. Gene Ontology annotation, biological process: nuclear-transcribed mRNA catabolic process. The coding region runs from base 1 to 810 and encodes 269 amino acids. Lineage: Eukaryota; Rhodophyta; Florideophyceae; Gigartinales; Gigartinaceae. Gene Ontology annotation, molecular function: 5'-3' RNA exonuclease activity; RNA binding. The record is from RefSeq and is a predicted model, not a curated record. Gene Ontology annotation, cellular component: nucleus.
AUGGGUAUUCCGGCCUACUUCCGCUGGAUUUCUCUCAAAUUCCCGGAGAUUAUGAACCCCAACGGUAUCGAGUUUGACAACCUUUAUCUUGACAUGAACGGCAUCAUCCACCCAUGCACCCAUCCAGAGGACCGCCCGGCUCCCACUACCGAAGAGGAAAUGUUUGACGCAGUCUGCGACUACAUCGACCGUAUUUUUUCCAUAGUUCGCCCCCGAAAGCUUCUCUACAUGGCUAUUGACGGCGUUGCGCCACGUGCCAAGAUUAACCAACAGCGUUCGCGAAGGUUUCGUUCGGCCAAGGAAGCAGAGGAAAAGAUUCGAGAAGAAGAUGGUCAAGAUGACGACAGCAAUCUCCCAUUCGAUUCUAACGUCAUUACCCCAGGCACACCGUUUAUGUCGCGUCUUGCAGUCGCACUACGCGUUUAUGUUGCCGACCGAAUCCGGAACAACCCCGCCUGGAGAGAUCUUGUCGUCGUUUUCUCCGAUGCCUCGGUGCCGGGGGAAGGCGAACACAAGAUCGCAGAGUAUAUCCGCCGGGAGAGAACUCAACCAGACUACAACCCCAACUUGCGGCAUGUCAUGUACGGCCUUGAUGCCGAUUUGAUUAUGCUUGCGCUUGCGACGCACGAAGUUUAUUUCACUAUACUUAGGGAGGAGGUAUUUGCCAAGAGGGAAACCCUUCCAUUUUCUUCACGUCAACAUUCUACGCGAAUAUCUCGAUUGCGAAUUCAAAUCGGAUAUCGAAAAGGAGCUGGCAGCCGCCCAGCCCGGUACAGAUAUUGCAUACGACCUGGAGCGAGUUCUGGAUGA